Molecule: messenger RNA, 2591 nt
Organism: Cynara cardunculus var. scolymus (artichoke)
Lineage: Eukaryota; Viridiplantae; Streptophyta; Magnoliopsida; Asterales; Asteraceae
Product: dnaJ homolog subfamily C member 2-like
Exons: 2
Coding region: 243-2183 (646 amino acids)
Biological process (GO): 'de novo' cotranslational protein folding; regulation of translational fidelity
Cellular component (GO): cytosol
Molecular function (GO): ribosome binding; Hsp70 protein binding
Source: RefSeq, a predicted model, not a curated record
AAACUUGAGGCCUUACAACAGCCCAACCCUGUUAACCCUAAACCCCCAAAUCUUUAUUUCCCCGCUUCAAUCUCUCUGCGCCUCUCCAUCAAAACUACAAAAAUCUUGUCUAUUUCUCAAUCUUUCUUGAUCAUCUUCUUCAUCUGUUAUACCCUAAUUUCACAGAUCGAGCGUUCUCACCAAGCCAUCACUCCGUCCAAUAGUGUUAGCUUGAAGCCGUGGAUGUUUGAGCUGCCAUAAUUAUGAAAGCCCGUGCAUGCAUUCGUCUCAUUACUUAUCCAGAUGAGCUUGUAAAUGGAGAGGCGAUUUAUGUCUCCUCAAAUUCUCUCCCGAUAAAGGCUUCACACUUUGAACCUGCUGGUCAUUCCUUUCAUGAUGUUGCACUUAAGCUCCGGGGAUAUUUUGAGGAGGAAAAUGUAGCAGAUGAUAACGAAAAAUUGCCUAAAGACAAAGAGCAUGAGUAUAUGCAAUCAUCGGAUUCAUAUAGCAGCAAAGGUAAAAAGAAGUCAGGUGAUGGGGCGAACCAACAAGAUCAUUAUGCAUUAUUGGGUUUGGGUCAUUUAAGGUAUCUUGCAACCGAAGAGCAAAUUAGGAAGAGCUACCGUGAGACUGCUUUAAAGCAUCAUCCUGACAAGCAGGCUGCUCUUCUUCUUGGGGAGGAAACCGAAGCUGCUAAACAAGCAAAGAAAGAUGAAAUAGAGAACCAUUUCAAGGCCAUUCAAGAAGCAUAUGAGGUGUUGAUUGAUCCUGUGAGGAGAAGAAUUUACGACUCCACUGAUGAGUUUGAUGAUGAGAUUCCUACCGACUGUUCUCCACAAGACUUCUUCAAGGUAUUUGGACCAGCUUUUAUGAGGAAUGGGCGCUGGUCGGUUAUUCAACCUAUCCCUUCACUUGGGGACGACAAUACCUCACUUAAAGAUGUUGAUGCAUUUUAUGAUUUUUGGUACGGUUUCAAAAGUUGGAGAGAGUUCCCACAUGCUGAUGAGUUUGAUCUUGAGCAAGCGGAAUCACGUGACCAUAAAAGGUGGAUGGAGAGGCAGAAUGCAAAACUAUCGGAGAAGGCAAGGAAGGAGGAGCAUGCAAGGAUACGUUCUCUUGUCGACAAUGCUUAUAAACGAGACCCGAGAGUUUUGAGGAGAAAGGAGACGCUAAAAGCAGAGAAACAGAAGAAAAAAGAGGCCAAGUUUAUGGCAAAGAAACAGCAGGAGGAGGAAGCUGCUCGAGUUGCCGAAGAAAAUAGGCGCAAGAAAGAAGAAGAGGACAAGCAGGCUGCGGAGGCUGCUUCACAACAGAAGAAAGUGAAAGAAAAGGAGAAAAAACUUUUGCGAAAAGAACGAACUCGUCUUCGAACUCUCUCGACUGCGGUUGUUUCCGAGCGUUUGCUUAAUCUUAGCAAAGAUGAUGUGGAAAGUAUCUGCAUGGCACUUGAUACAUUACAAUUAAGAAACUUAUGCGACAAUAUGGAAGGAAAGGAAGGGCAUAAUCAAGCUGAACUUCUGAAGGAGGCCCUUAGUUUGGACCAUUCUGAGAAAGAUCAUGUGGUAAAGAUCAGUCAACAAAAUGGAACUGUAAAACCGAACGGAAAUGUUCCUAAACCUAAAAGUACUCCUGAGAAAAAAGAGAAACCUUGGGGGAAAGAAGAGAUCGAGCUCUUGAGGAAAGGGAUAGUGAAGUAUCCUAAAGGUACAUCUCGCCGAUGGGAGGUCAUAUCGGAGUACAUUGGCACCGGGCGGUCCGUGGAGGAGAUUCUAAAAGCAACCAAAACCGUUCUUUUGCAGAAACCUGACUCAUCGAAAGCAUUUGAUUCGUUUCUUGAAAAGCGAAAACCUGCAGUUUCAAUUUCGUCCCCUCUUACAACCAGGGAGGAAGUUGAGGGGGUUCCACUUACUUCCAUGCCCACUGAGCCAAACGGUGUCUCUUCCAGUCCUGCUCAAACCGAAGGGGUUUCAUCCAAACCGAGCCAAGAUGCAGAGAAAGUGGAGCCAGCAGCCUCUUCAAGUUCAGACCAAGAUGUAUGGUCUGCUGUGCAGGAAACAGCACUGGUUCAAGCUUUAAAGACAUUCCCAAAAGAAACCAACCAGCGCUGGGAACGCGUUGCUGCUGCUGUUCCGGGGAAAACAGUUAACCAAUGCAAGAAGCAAUUCACAUUGCUCAAAGAGAAGUUCAGAAACAAGAAAAAGUAAUCGCUCGGUUUUCUGUGAGUAUCGAAGAUUGCAAAUGGUUAAGUUCGUCAUUUUUGCCAAUACCCGAGUUGUGAAGUAGCAUCUAAUUGAACUUAGAUGCCACAAUGCAGAUGUGAAGAGAUAUUUGGCUGGGCACACACAUUGCUGACUUACUGGAGGUAUGAAUGUUCCAUAUUCUUUUGGAUAGAGUAGUAAUGGGUUUUUGUCAUUGGUUAGCCAUAACAAUAAGUUGGUUCCAUUCUACUCCAUCCCCCUCCAUCCCCCCACCCCCAGCUCUAAAACUCAUUUUUAUGAAAUAUGAGAAGAAUCUAUACUGUCUAUGAUUUCUAAUGUAAGGCUAGACAUAUGUCUAAGUAUGCUACUAUCUUGAUUUGCUAAUAUUGUGUUUCCCAUGGUUAUCAUUUGAAA